This is a messenger RNA of Gryllus bimaculatus (two-spotted cricket), 327 nucleotides long. NCBI's taxonomy places the organism in Eukaryota, Metazoa, Arthropoda, Insecta, Orthoptera, Gryllidae. The record is from the annotation of a GenBank genome assembly.
AUGUUUGUACAUGGGUUACGUUCUUCUGGGUUAUUUUGUUUAUCUAAUAUUGUUUAUGAACGAUUGGGAAGUCAUAGAUUAAUUAUUAAUAGGGAGGUUGAUAUAUCUAAUAAGGCAGCAUCUCCUUCCUUGAAUUUAUUGGCAGAAAUUAGCUUGAUUAAUAGAGAUGAUUUAGGAUUAGUAUCUUAUUAUUUAGUAAUUUAUUAUCAGAAUGUUAAAUCUUAUAAUGCUGGUAUGAUGAAGGCCUUAUCUAGCCGUUUUGGUGAUGUGGCUUUGUUGUUGUUGAUUGCUAGAAUGAUAAGAUAUGGUAGAUGGAAUUAUUUGUAA